AAAAAAUAAAAAAAUACGAAAACGAGGCGAAUAAUAUUAAAACGGCCCUACUUCCUUAACUUUUCUCGAUCUUGCUUUUUCUCUUUUCCGUCUCAGCCCUGUGAGUGUUAAUUCACUACUUACACAUAUCCUACCUAGGUAUAAGGAUGUUUUGAGUAGUUGAAGCUCUCUCUAAGUGUUCCCACCUCUUCAUUUUUAGUCACCUCUUCACUUUUUAGGAGGAACUAAUCUUUUAUAGCUUUAUUUACAUUACAUUACAUUACCUUACUCUCUAACCUUACCUAAUAAUAUUUCUUAGUUAUAUCUUAUAAAAUAUUCUUACCUCUUAUUAUACCCUUGUAAUUCGGGAAUCAGAGAUCGUGCUGUGCCGUCUUAUUAGCGACAAUCGCAAAGAUCGACCUCGAAGCAACUCCAAUAGGCAACUUACAAGUUAUAAGUCAGCUGGACUAUAUCGAUAGCGCAAAGACGAACGCGGGGAGGAGAAGAAAAGGUACAAGGGCAGCAACAUAAGAGUCGAGAUUCUCGGGGUGGUAGAUAAUUUAUUCUGCCACCCUUUUCGACAAUGUCCUUCGUAGCGGCUGGUGGCGCAUUUACCAACUACGAUCGUACAGCGCAAAACACCGGAGUUCCACCAAUGUCGGGUCGUCGCGAAGAUAUUGUGGAGGAGAAAGAGUCCGCAGUGGCGGCGCACAAUGAUAUCGAGGAAAAGGGAACUAUGACGGGUUCGAGUAACGGAACACAAGUCGAAGAUGAUUCCGAACUCGAACGCCGCGAAUCCAUAGUACACGAUCUCGCCCGCCGAUAUACCACUCAAUCACAUGCCACUGGGGUUAAUGGACAGAACCCAUACUUAGAUGCGGGGGAGAACUCACCAUUGAACCCUCAUUCUUCCCAUUUUAGUGCACGCGCAUGGGCUAAAGCCAUUGUCAAUUUGGCUGAUCAAGAAGGUCAUGGUUUCCGAACCGCGGGUGUCGCCUUCCAGAAUUUGAAUGUUCACGGUUUUGGUGCCGAGACGGAUUAUCAGAAAGAUGUUGGUAACGUCUGGUUAGAAGGAGUUGGAUUGGCGCGUAAGCUGUUGGGUACGGGUCAGAAGAAAAUUGACAUCUUACGCAACUUCGAUGGUGUCGUUCACAAGGGUGAGAUGUUAGUCGUUCUAGGACCUCCCGGUUCAGGAUGUUCAACAUUCUUGAAGACGAUUUCUGGUGAAACCAAUGGUAUUUACGUGGGGGAGAACUCCUAUUUCAACUACCAAGGCUUAACAGCUAAGGAAAUGCACACUCAACACCGUGGUGAGGCUAUCUACACGGCUGAAGUUGACGUUCACUUCCCCAUGUUAACUGUCGGCGACACUCUGACAUUCGCCGCUCAAGCUCGCGCUCCACGACAUCUUCCCGCUGGUGUCGACAAGAAGACCUACAGCGACCAUCUUAGAGAUGUCACCAUGGCCAUGUUCGGUAUCUCCCACACUGUGAACACGCGUGUUGGUAAUGAAUACGUCCGUGGUGUGUCUGGAGGUGAACGAAAGCGUGUGACCAUCUCUGAAGCCGCAUUGAGUCGUGCUCCUCUGCAAUGCUGGGAUAACAGUACUCGAGGUUUGGACAGUGCCAACGCUGUGGAAUUUUGUAAGACGCUUCGAACCCAAACAGAGCUAUUCGGUACUACCGCCUGCGUUUCCAUCUACCAGGCUCCCCAAACGGCUUAUGACUGCUUUGACAAAGCUCUCGUCUUGUAUGAGGGUCGCCAGAUCUUCUUUGGUCGUGCCGACGCGGCCAGACAAUAUUUCGAGAACCUUGGGUUCGAGUGCCCCGCUCGACAGACCACCCCUGAUUUCUUGACUUCCAUGACAAGCCCGGGUGAACGUGUCGUCAAGCCUGGAUUCGAAGGCCGGGCUCCCCGUACACCUGAUGAAUUCGCAGCAGCAUGGAAGAACAGCGCGGACUACGAAGCCCUCCAAGCCGAGAUCGAGGCAUACAAGUCCGACCACCCUCUUAAUGGACCGGACGCUGAGGCAUUCCGUGCUUCGCGAAGGGCUCAGCAAGCCGUUGGACAACGACCCAAGUCUCCUUACACCUUGUCCUACGGGCAGCAGGUCGGGCUAUGUCUCUGGCGUGGUUGGCAACGACUUACUGGUGACCCUAGUUUGACUGUUGGUGUACUCUUCGGUAACUUCGCUUUGGCUCUUGUCAUCGGUAGUGUAUUUUACAACCUACAACCUAAUACCGCCAGUUUCUUCCAGCGUGGUGCCCUACUCUUCUUCGCCUGUCUCAUGAAUGCCUUUUCUAGUGCUUUGGAAAUUCUCACCCUCUAUGCCCAACGUCCGAUCGUCGAGAAGCACAGCCGAUAUGCGUUAUACCAUCCGUCAGCGGAAGCUAUAGCGUCUAUGCUGUGCGACAUGCCUUACAAGGUCGUCAACUCCAUCAUAUUCAACUUGACAUUGUACUUUAUAACGAACUUACGUCGUGAACCGGGUCCAUUUUUCUUCUUCCUGCUCAUUACGUUCUUUACGACAAUGACUAUGAGUAUGAUCUUCCGUACCAUCGCAUCCGCCUCUCGAACCCUGUCACAGGCUAUGGUACCGGCUGCGCUUCUCAUUCUCGACCUCGUCAUCUUCACUGGUUUCGUUAUCCCCAUCGACUAUAUGCUCAAAUGGUGCCGUUGGUUAAACUACCUGGAUCCUCUUGCGUAUGCAUUCGAAUCUCUCAUGGUAAACGAAUUCCACAACCGUGAUUUCAAAUGCACAAGUUUUGUGCCAGACACGAGAGUUCCGGGGUACACAGACGUUGGUGACAACAACCACGCCUGUGGCACAACUGGUAGCGAACCUGGAAAUCCGUAUGUCAAUGGUGAUAGGUACAUCAAUUCGUCCUUCCAAUACUACAGCUCGCACCGCUGGCGCAACUUCGGUAUUUUGAUCGGAUUCAUGCUUUUCUUCCUGUUCACGUACAUGGUUGCCGCAGAACUCGUAUCCGAGAAGAAGUCCAAGGGUGAAGUCUUACUCUUCCGACGUGGCCACAAACCCGCCCAAUUCAAGGAGAAGAAGGGUGAUGUUGAAGAUGGCGAAGGUCCUCGUGUUGGUCCCAGUGUGACGAAUGCUAGUCGUGCUAGCCGCGCUCGAGCCAACGCCGGUAACGAGAAGGAUGCCGGUGCCCUCAUGGAGCAGUCUAGCGUUUUCCAUUGGAAGGAUGUCUGCUAUGAUAUCAAGAUCAAGGGCGAACCAAGACGCAUUCUAGAUCAUGUCGACGGUUGGGUCAAACCUGGUACUUUGACUGCUUUGAUGGGUGUCUCAGGUGCCGGUAAGACGACUCUUCUUGAUACUUUGGCUGAUCGUAUCACUAUGGGUGUCAUCACUGGAGAAAUGCUCGUCGACGGUCAUCUACGUGACAACUCUUUCCAGAGGAAGACUGGUUAUGUCCAACAACAGGAUCUCCACCUUUCUACCACCACUGUCCGCGAAGCUCUUAACUUCUCUGCUCUCCUCCGUCAACCCGCUGAUGUACCGCGUGCUGAGAAGCUUGCCUAUGUCGAUGAGGUGAUUAAGCUAUUGGAAAUGGAAGAGUACGCUGACGCUGUCGUCGGUGUUCUCGGUGAGGGUCUUAACGUCGAGCAGCGCAAGCGUCUCACUAUCGGUGUCGAACUUGCUGCCAAACCUCCUCUAUUGCUAUUCGUCGAUGAGCCUACUUCCGGUCUUGACUCUCAAACUUCGUGGGCCAUUUUGGAUCUUCUUGAGAAACUUACCAAGAGCGGACAGGCUAUUCUUUGCACCAUUCACCAACCUUCAGCCAUGUUGUUCCAACGCUUUGAUCGCCUGCUUUUCCUAGCCAAGGGUGGACGAACUGUCUACUUCGGUGACAUCGGAGAGAAUUCCAAGACCAUGACCGGCUACUUCGAACGCCAUGGUGCUCCUGCUUGCCCUCCUGAAGCCAACCCUGCCGAAUGGAUGUUGGACGCUAUUGGUGCUGCUCCGGGUAGUUCAACUGAGAUCGACUGGUUUGACACGUGGCGUAACAGCUCUGAGUAUAACGAGGUUCAAGCCGAGCUUCAAAGACUCAAGGAUGAAGCAUCUGAUAUCCCCCCUCCUACUGAGGAUGAGCAGUCCUACCGUGAGCACGCUGCCAGCUUCCCUCUUCAACUAUGGGAGGUUACGCAUCGUGUUUUCCAGCAGUACUGGCGUACACCCUCAUAUAUCUAUUCCAAGGCCGCCCUUUGUAUUCUCGUCGCGCUGUUCAUCGGUUUCGUCUUCUUCAGAGCUCCCAACACCAUCCAGGGCAUGCAGAACCAGAUGUUUGCUAUCUUCAACUUGUUGACUGUCUUCGGCCAGCUUGUACAGCAGACUAUGCCGCAUUUCGUCAUUCAAAGGUCUCUGUAUGAAGUUCGUGAGCGCCCGUCUAAGGUUUAUGGUUGGAAGGUCUUCAUGCUUUCGCAGAUUAUUGUUGAGUUGCCAUGGAACACCCUUAUGGCCGCGUUGAUGUACUUCUGUUGGUAUUACCCGGUUGGCUUACAUAGAAACGCCAUGGAAGCCGGUCAGACCACAGAGCGUGGUGCUCUUAUGUUCCUACUCCUCUGGACUUUCUUGCUAUUCACCUCCACUUUCACUGAUAUGAUCAUCGCUGCUUUCGAAACGGCUGAAGCUGGUGGUAACAUGGCCAAUCUGUUGUUCACUCUUUGCCUGAUCUUCUGUGGUGUCCUCGCUAGUCCCGACACUUUCCCUCACUUCUGGAUCUUCAUGUAUCGCGUCAGUCCGUUCUCGUACUUGGUGUCGGCCAUGUUGUCGGUCGCUGUAGCGAAUACAAAUAUUGAAUGCGCCAAUAACGAAUACGUCCAUUUCGAUCCACCGGCAGGCCAGACCUGCGGCCAGUACCUGGCUAAUUACACAAUGCUUGGUGGUUAUAUCCAAGAGGGUACAGAAAUGCGUACGUCGGACUGCAGCUUUUGUACGGUCCGGGAGACGAACACAUACUUGGCUCAGGCCUACUCAUUUUAUGACGAACGAUGGCGUAACUUCGGUAUUAUGUGGGCCUACAUCGUGUUCAACAUCUUCGCUGCCCUAUUCCUAUACUGGCUCACUCGUGUGCCUAAGGGCAAGAAGAACAAGGUCAAGACGGCGUAAAGUCGCAACAAAAUGAAAAAAAUGAAAAAAGUAAAAUCUCAGAAAACAAGAGAAGGAUGAAGAUCCAUCACAACUCUGCUGCCAUAUUACUAUCAUUUACACUUCAAACACACACUAUUGCACCCUAACAUCUUGACAUUCAUAUAGUCUCAUGUUUAUGUUUAUGCCAUACCAUGAGUUCUAUCUGCAGCGGAUGGAUUUUUCUUAUUUCUCUUAUCAUAAUGUACAUUUGCAUAAUACAGGGCGUACUAGGGAGAGCUGAACUAGAAUACUACACAAAGUAGUUAGUCAGCGUAUUGGUUGGUUGGUUGUGAGGAUAAUAGAUUAUAUAUAGAUCAUCUACCAUGAAUAUAGAGGAAGAAGGGCGGUGCCCCUGAUGAGAUGUCUGUUUAUAUUCUGUGAUUCCCGAGUGCCUUUACAUUGGUUGUUAGUGUUGAAGAAUGGCGCUUCUU
This is a messenger RNA of Hypoxylon trugodes, 5559 nucleotides long. Its product is annotated as ABC-2 type transporter-domain-containing protein. Lineage: Eukaryota; Fungi; Ascomycota; Sordariomycetes; Xylariales; Hypoxylaceae. The coding region runs from base 563 to 5107 and encodes 1514 amino acids. Gene Ontology annotation, cellular component: membrane. The transcript is spliced from 3 exons. Gene Ontology annotation, biological process: transmembrane transport. Gene Ontology annotation, molecular function: ATP binding; ABC-type transporter activity; ATP hydrolysis activity. The record is from RefSeq and is a predicted model, not a curated record.